Messenger RNA from Paramuricea clavata, 2752 nucleotides. NCBI's taxonomy places the organism in Eukaryota, Metazoa, Cnidaria, Anthozoa, Malacalcyonacea, Plexauridae. The record is from the annotation of a GenBank genome assembly.
CUGGAACAAAGAACGGUCAUGAAUCCCAGUCAUCCAGGAUCAAAGCUGACAACCCUGAUGAUAUCACGUCCAUGUUUAACAGCUACUUUGCAUCAGUAUUUGACUCUGAUGACUCUUUGAGGGAAGAAACCAGCCAUGACCUCGAAACUCCAGUCUUGUCUGAGAUAAUUCUGACAGUUGAGGAAGUUCAAGCAGUUCUUGAAACAUUGGAUGUUACAAAAGCCACAGGACCUGACAACGUCCCAGCCCGUCUGCUUAAAGAAACUGCUCCUGUUAUUUCAACGUCUUUGUGCACGCUUUUUAAUAAGUCCCUAAGUCAAGGUGCUCUCCCGGAAGAUUGGAAAAUCGCCAACAUAAUUCCUGUGUACAAGAAAGGUGAAAAAGAAUAUGCUGAAAACUACCGGCCAAUCUCACUCCUUUCAAUUGUGUCGAAAGUUUUGGAACGCUGCGUCUUUUAUAACAUUAGGGAGCAGCUGUACCAGGUAAUUAAGACCUCGCAGCACGGAUUCACCAGAGGAAAAUCAUGCGUGACCAAUCUUCUCGAAGUUCUCAACUAUAUUGGCUCGAUUUUGGAUGUUGGAGGUCAAGUCGAUGCUGUGUAUCUUGACAUGUCUAAGGCGUUUGAUAAGGUAAACCAUAAACAUCUGUUGCACAAAUUACGGAUGGCUGGAUUUGGAGGUAGUCUCUUGCAGUGGUUUCAAUCUUACCUAACCAAUCGUCAUCAACGUGUAACUGCACAAGGUUCCACCUCUACUACCCUUCCAGUUACAUCAGGUGUGCCUCAAGGGUCCAUCCUUGGUCCAGUCCUAUUCAGCCUCUAUGUCAACGACCUUCCAGAUACAGUUACAUCUAGUCAUGUUGCUAUGUUUGCUGAUGAUACAAAACUGUUCAAAAACAUCAAGUCCGUCAAAGACAGCGAACAGCUUCAAAACGAUCUCAAACAUUUAGAAACGUGGUCUGAAGAGUCUGGUCUCAAUUUUAACGAAACGAAAUGCAAGACACAACGUAUAACAAGAAAGAUAACACCAUUAACAUUUAAUUGCAAACUUAACAACGGAAACUUAGUACAGACUGAAUGUGAACGAGAUCUCGGCGUUUUUGUGGAUAAAAGCUUAACCUGGAAUAGACAAGUGUACGAGCAGUCAGCAAAAUCAAAUAAACUAUUGGGUUACAUCAGGAGAUCCACAAUCUAUAUCCACAACCAGGAAGUGAGACGCACAUUAUACCUUGAACUAGUUCGGCCACACCUGGGGUACGCUACCCAAAUAUGGGCACCACAAUCCACCGAACUAAUACGCCACCUUGAACGAACUCAAAGAAGAGCAACCAAAUACAUCCUUAGUCUUCCAUUCUCCUCCUCUACUGACUACACCACCAGACUUCAAACUUUAGGACUCUUACCGAUCUGCUAUUGGCAUGAAUAUCUAGACAUGGUACUCUUUUAUAAAAUAACUCACAAACUAGUAAUCAUCGAAGCAUCACUACAUCCAACUAUCCGCACUUCCAGAUUGACUAGAUCCUCCGCCAAUAACAGUCCUAAGUUCGUCGUGCCAAAAUGCAAAACGGUAACAUACCAAAGAUUUUUCAUGAUUUGGGCAACUCGAAUAUGGAACCAUCUCGUUGAUGAACUUAAUUUGAAUACGGAUAGUCUUUCGUCAUUUAAGUCGGCAAUGUUUAAGUACUAUAUUUCCUCUUUGUACUCGUGUUACGAUGUUGAGGAUCCUCGUAGUUAUAAAACUAUAUGUCCUAAGUGUAAUUCUGUUCGUAGCCUCACAGCGUCAUUAUUGUGCUGUAUGUAGGAACUGUUAGUACUGUUCUUUGUUUAAUAUAUGUAUUGUUGUAAUUUAUAGUUAUUCGGGCCCGCAGUAAUUGGCAAACGCUGUUGCGGAUUCCCUGCCACUGUAAUAUGUACAAGGCGAAUUAAAUAAAUAAAUAAAUACUCUCUGAUCUCUGAAUAUGUGGCGGACUAUCAUGAAUAGAGAACACUGAUUGGUCAAAUUUAAAAUUUCUUGUUGUUGUAUGACAAAUGACGACAGCGAAAUAACAAACAUUUCUUGAAAAUCAGCAAAUAUAUUGUAUUUUUGCAAGAUUUUGCAAAUUUCAAAACUUUUUUGAGAGCCGAAAACCGUCUAAAAACGUCUAAACGAAUGGAGCAAAGUCGCCGACGUUAAUGAAGGUAAGUUUGUUUUUAAUAUUGACGUAAUUUUCAGAGGCGCCGGAAUAUCGAUAAUAGCGGGGCCAGAUAUUCAUAUAUUCGUGUUCACAGACUGUAAAAACAAUCGAUUUCAAAAGAAAUUAAUUGGGCAGAAGACGAAUAUAUGAAUAUCUGCACCAAUUAUCGAUAUUCCGGCGCCUCUGGUAAUUUUUGAUUUAAAAAUUGAUACGAUCGUUGCGUAUAUAUAAAGUGAAAAAAGACGGCAUAUGUAUGUUUGGGAAGUUGAUCAUUUUGUAAUUAAAAGUGAUAUUUUGGGGAGAUUUUUCAAUUUUAAAACUAUUCUUAUUCACUAUUCGUGUUACUAUAACAAUACUUCAUGUUUGGAAAAUAUAAUUGUUUUGUCAUGUAUUUUUUAGUAGUUUAUUAAAAUGUCAUAUAAUGCCUGGAAUUAGCAGUAAUCCAAUGAAAUUCCCGCUUCUAAUGGUUACGACAUCCGGUAGCGAUUGCCGAGGCUUAAAAUCCUACAGUGUUCACGAACCACGGAGACAGCUCCGACGGACUCGGACACUAAAGCAGUUUCAGCAAAUGACAAUAUAA